Molecule: messenger RNA, 543 nt
Organism: Chaetomium globosum CBS 148.51
Lineage: Eukaryota; Fungi; Ascomycota; Sordariomycetes; Sordariales; Chaetomiaceae
Exons: 2
Coding region: 1-543 (180 amino acids)
Source: RefSeq, a predicted model, not a curated record
AUGGCAUCAUCUCACCACAACGCGCAGCUCGCUGAAGAGCCGAUAGAACCCGACGACGACAUCCCGGCAACCGUCGACGACCAUCAGUACUACGGGACCCAGCGCCCUCCUUAUUGGUACCGGAUCUGCCCCGGGGGUUUCCUGAUACCCCCCCCAUUACCCCCGUCCUCGGAGCAGCACCACGGUGUCCCCCCCGCGCAAGGACCGCCAGUUGAUGGGGUUCUGGUCCAUGCUCAACCGGUUUCCGACCAGCAUCACCAGGCUCCUCGAGACGCGCAGCCGCGAGGAAUAUCUCAGGAACCAACUUCAUGGGAAUCUCGAACCGGUGCUACAAACACUCACCAACCUCCCGAGCCGACUCCGGCAUCUCAGGGUAGCACCACGGCCCUGCGACCAAACUCCGAGCCCCAGUCCCAAGACCGCCAACGCUGCGACCUAGCAAGUCAUGAAGCUCAGGUUAAUAGCCAAGGAGUAUCCCAGCAAUGGCCGCCGCCUUUCAGUGCUGCUCCCAUCUCCGCAGACCGCAACAUGCCGGCGUCCUAG